Messenger RNA from Cricetulus griseus (Chinese hamster), 483 nucleotides. The record is from RefSeq and is a predicted model, not a curated record. Lineage: Eukaryota; Metazoa; Chordata; Mammalia; Rodentia; Cricetidae.
UGGGGCGGAAGUGGCUGGGGGGCGGGCGAGCAUGAGGGUGUUGAAUCUGGAAAUUGGAGGAGACGUUGUGGACGGACAGCGCACAAGGAGUUGGUAUCCAUGGAGGAGCAGGACGCCAGGGUCCCAGCACUGGAGCCAUUCAGGGUGGAGAAGGCCCCACCUCUAAUCUACUACGUCCCUGACUUCAUCUCCAAGGAAGAGGAGGACUAUUUGCUUCGACAGGUUUUUAAUGCCCCAAAGCCAAAGUGGACCCAGCUGUCUGGGAGGUAGCUACAGAACUGGGGUGGGCUCCCCCAUCCCCGGGGCAUGGUUCCCGAGCGACUUCCGCCAUGGCUUCAGCGCUACGUGGACAAAGUGUCAGACCUCAGCCUUUUUGGUGGUCUCCCAGCUAACCAUGUCCUUGUGAACCAGUAUCUGCCUGGGGAGGGCAUCAUGCCUCAUGAAGAUGGACCACUGUACUACCCAACUGUCAGCACCAUCAGC